Molecule: messenger RNA, 2343 nt
Organism: Gopherus flavomarginatus (Mexican gopher tortoise)
Lineage: Eukaryota; Metazoa; Chordata; Testudines; Testudinidae
Gene: ZSWIM2
Product: zinc finger SWIM-type containing 2
Exons: 9
Coding region: 1-1971 (656 amino acids)
Molecular function (GO): ubiquitin protein ligase activity; zinc ion binding
Source: RefSeq, a predicted model, not a curated record
AUGGGGACCGGUAUCAACGGCGGAGAGUCGGCGGCGGUGGUUUUGGCCCCUCCACCUGCUCCCAGCCGGGCCCCCGCCAUGUCCCGGCGGCGGUGCGCAAGCGCCGGGCUGAGCUGGCAGCAGGACCAGGCGCUGGGCAGCACCAUGCGCAUCGUGCGGGAGCUGGGCCCCACCGGCUUCGUGCUGCAGGAGGAGGGGGGGCCCGCGCACCGGGUGUUCCUGGGGCAGCCUCACUCCUGCACCUGCGCCACGUUCCUGAGGGAGAAGGACCUGUGCAGCCACAUCUGCUGGAUAUUGUUGAAAAAAUUCAAAAUUCCAAGAAACCAUGAAUAUGCUUUUCAGCUGGGUCUUCUGGAAGGAGAGAUCAAUGAUAUACUACAGCAAGAACAGACAUUCCCCCCAAGAGCAAACACUCUCUCCACCAAAACAUUACAGAAAGAGGAUGAUGGAUACAUUAAUCAGAAAGAAAUUGAUGCAGAGGAUGUCUGUCCUAUUUGCCAGGAAGAGCUACUAAAGAAAAUGUUUCCCAUCACUUAUUGCAGAUAUGGCUGUGGAAACAACAUUCACAUCACAUGUAUGAAGAUUUGGGCUGAUCACCAGGGUGAAUUAGAGAGUGACUCUGUGGUAAAGUGUCCCCUCUGUAGAGAAGAAUUUGCACCAUUAAAGCUCAUUUUAGAAGAAUUCAGGAACUCCAUUCAGCUUGUGACUGCAGCAGAGAAAGUGAGACUUGACAAACACCUUGGACUUCCCUGUAAUAACUGCAGAGCAUUUCCAAUUGAGGGAAAAUGCUACAAGUGUACUGAGUGUAGUGAAUAUCACCUAUGCCAUGAAUGCUUCACUAGCUUUUGCCAUCCUCCACAUGUUUUCACCUUUCGACAGAAGAGAAAUCAGAGGUGGAGGUCACUUGACCAAGUUUCACAAUUGUCAACUUCAGGAGGAAAUUUAAAAAGCGUUAAUCCAGGUGAUAAUUCUAAAGAAGAGCUGUUACAUCUUCAAGAGAAGUCCAGUUGCAUCCCAAAGCACGUUGUAAAAUCUUUACCUCUGAUGUUGAUUAGAAAAUGUAGCAACUUCCUUGCUCCAGGUCUGCAAUGUAGGCUCUGCUUGAAGAUCUUUUGUCUUGGUCAGUAUGCAAGACUCUUGCCAUGUAAUCACAAGUUCCACAGAGAAUGUAUUGACAACUGGUUAUUGCACCAAAAAAAUGCAUGUCCUAUUGAUGGAUAUACUGUGUAUAAUCCAUUAACCUGGAAGGAUAGAUCAGCCAAUCGUGAUAUCAGUCAGCCAGGAUCUCAAACAAAUACUACCAAACUUGCAAAGCAGAAGGAACCAGAGCUUUUCAUACCUGGAAUUGGAUUGUUCUUCAAGCAAACACUAUUAGGCCAUACACGUGAAAAAUCUCAAGAUAGCCUCCAAAGACUUUAUAACAAUAAAGAUCCACCACAUUCUCAAGGGGGUUUAACUUUAAAUAGUAUAAGUGACUUUCAUUUAGAAGAUUCUGAUUAUAGUCAGCACAGCAUUGAUAGAAAUUUAAAUCUACAAUUUUCCAGGCAUGGUAAGGAUUUAGCCUAUAAGCCUUUCCAGAAAAUACUCUCUCAAAAAUCCUAUUCUGUUACAUCUAGAAAAGAUGCAAUUUCUGAUGGUACGAGAGGCUUAAAUGGAACUUGUACUAAUAAAGAGAAAGGAGCAAAAGUGUGCCACGCUGACCAUGCUAACCCGAACAAAGUAGUUUCUUUUGAAGACAGGCAUAACCAUGAAAUUUCAGCAUGUAUAAGAUUUCCUGGAAAAUUGAACUUGGAGGAUAAUUUGGGGGGUACAAUUGACUAUACGUUCCCCAAAAGGGACAGUAAGUGUGUGGGAAAAGCCAGACAGCAAAGAAGACUUCUAGCAAGACCACCUAAGCAUAAGCCUCUGAGCCUUAAAACUACAGAAGUAGCUUUAUUAAUGGAAGGAAUUCCACUGAAUAACAAGUCAUAAUAUAAAGAAUGUAUGAAAUGUUUAGAAAACAGCUAUAUUUUUAUAAUUUUAAACUAAUGCUUUUUUCUGAGAUUUUAUUUUCCAUUAGUGUAUUCCCUAGAUGCUGUUUCUACCAAGUUUAAAGGUCCUUUACACCACUGGACUGGCUUAAUGGAAUCCAAGAAUCAGAUCCAAUAACUAACCUGGAGUGAAUAAAGUGAAGCUAAAAGCUGAAGUAUUUAUUGCAAAAAUACUAAUAAUUUUAAAACUUACAGCUCUUAGUUGGCUAGUCAAGGAUACAAUGCAAGACUUUCCUGUUCUCUCAGAAAUUCUAAGUUACUGUAUUGAAAUAAAAUAUUCAAAUUUUAAUUGAAAGACUACAAAGUCGGCUUC